UCAACCAUGGAGAUUGCUAUUGUAAUACAAGCAAUGGCAAUCUUUGUUGCCCUAACCUUCCUCUACAUCCAAUGGAGAAGAAAGGCCAACAGUCACGAAAACAAGGGGAGGGUGGUACCUGAACCAUCCGGUGCCAUGCCAAUUAUUGGUCACCUCCAUUUGCUAGGAGGACAAGACAGGAUUGAACGAACCUUCAGUGCCAUGGCUGACAAAUACGGGCCAGCCUUUAUGCUUCGGCUUGGUGUUCAUCGUACCUUUGUGGUGAGUAGUUGGGAGAUGGUGAAGGACUGCUUCACUAUCAAUGACAGGGUUUUCGCCACUCGCCCACUCAGUGCAGCUGGGAAGUAUUUGGGCUACGAUUAUGCGAUGUUUGGGUUUGCCCCUUACGGACCAUACUGGCGUGAGAUGAGAAAGAUAGCCACAACUGAGCUCCUCUCCAAAACAAGGCUAGAGAUGCUCAAGCACGUAAGGAUCAAUGAAAUAGAUGUAUGCAUCAAAGAGUUGUACUCUCUUUGGGCCAGGGAUGGUACUAAUACUAAUAGUACUACCCAUCUUGUAAAGGUGGAGAUGAAGCAGUGGUUUGGGCAUCUAAGCUUAAAUAUCAUCACCAAAAUAAUUGCAGGCAAGAGAUAUUGUGGCAACGUUGAAGCUGGAUAUGAGGAUGAGGCUCUGAGAUUCCAUAAAGCGAUAAAUGAGAUGGAACGUCUAAGUGGGGUGUUUGUCAUCUCGGAUGUCUUUCCUUUACUCAGAUGGUUAGACUUGGGAGGACAUGUGAAGUCCAUGAAGUGUGUUGCUAAGGAACUGGACUAUCUAGUUGAAAAUUGGGUAAACGAACAUCGUCGCAAGGCACUAUCUUGUAAGAUGGAAGGUGAACUAGACUUCAUCGAUGUGAUGCUAUCGAUCUUUCGUGCUCAUGGUAAUGAUAUGAAGUCUAGUUACGAUGGAGAUACCAUCAUCAAGGCAACUGUAGUGACUCUAAUAGUAGCUGGUUCGGACUCUACAUCCCUCAGCCUGACAUGGGCCCUCUCCUUACUUCUAAACAACCGUCAUGUAUUAGGAAAAGCCCAAGAUGAGCUGGACAACUAUGUUGGUAGAGACAGACACGUGGAUGAAUCUGAUAUUAAAAAUUUGGUAUACUUACAAGCAAUCGUGAAGGAAACAUUGCGUUUAUACCCUGCAGCACCCAUACCGGUACCACAUCAAGCCAUGGAAGACUGCCAAGUGGGUGGAUAUCAUGUUCCUAAAGGCACAAAACUGCUGGUGAACAUUUGGAAAUUACAAAGAGAUCCUCGUGUUUGGUUAGAUCCUCACGAAUUCAAACCAGAGAGAUUUCUCACAACACAUGAUAAUGUAGAUGUGAGGGGUCAGCAAUUUGAGUUCGUUCCUUUUGGCUCUGGGGUCAGAUCUUGCCCAGGUAUCACAUUCGCCAUGCAAAUCUUACACUUAACACUAGCUCGUUUGCUACAUGGGUUCAAUAUGGAGACCCCUUCAUGUGAACCAAUAGACAUGAAUGAAGGAUUAGGUCUUACCCUUCCCAAAAAAACCCCUCUGGAAGUCCUGUUCUCUCCACGCCUUCCAUCUAAGCUAUAUGAAAUGUAAUCCGAAGAGUGCGCUGGAGUUUCUUGUAGUUGUGUUGUAUUAUUAUUAUUAUUAUUAUUAUUAUUAUUAUUAUUAUAAUAAAGGCUUGUAAAUGUUAUUAUGAUGAUGGGUAGGGUGCAAUCUAUCAGUGUAUGACUUCGAUAAUUAAUAUAUACAAUGCAUGUUACUAGAGUUCAUUCCUUUCA
This is a messenger RNA of Macadamia integrifolia, 1784 nucleotides long. Its product is annotated as cytochrome P450 CYP82D47-like. Gene Ontology annotation, biological process: defense response to other organism. Gene Ontology annotation, molecular function: iron ion binding; heme binding; oxidoreductase activity, acting on paired donors, with incorporation or reduction of molecular oxygen. The coding region runs from base 7 to 1599 and encodes 530 amino acids. The record is from RefSeq and is a predicted model, not a curated record. The transcript is spliced from 2 exons. Lineage: Eukaryota; Viridiplantae; Streptophyta; Magnoliopsida; Proteales; Proteaceae.